AUGCCGCGAGUUCAUCCGAUUUACUCCGACUUUUUCUACGAGCCGCUGACCGAGGACGUGGAGGCGCUGCUGGGCCGGUUCCAGCAGACGGACUCGGUUCGGUUCGAGGUCUUCUCCGCCCUCUGGAGGGACUUGAGCUUCUCGGACGUCUUCUGGGGACUCAGCCCGGACAGCAGCGAGGCCCGGAGGUUCUGCAGACUGGCUCUGGCCACCGCCGUCCGCUUCUUCCUGCCUCCCUACAGCUACCAGAUCCGAACCGGCGGGCUGUACCUGAUGUUCGCCUUCUUCCACACGCAGCCCGCCUCUCCUCCUCUGAGGAUCCGGCUGGCCCUGAAGGACUGGGCUCACGUGGAGGUUUUCCUCCAAGAGUCCAGGAGGGCGCAGCACUAUGACGUGGUGUACGUGUAUGAGAAGCUGGCAGCAGAGAAGGCCUUCCAGUACACCGCCAUGCCCCACUUCCUCUGCUUCCAGAGGCAGAUGCAGAUGAAGAAGAACCCAGAGUGUCUGGAGUUCCUGAAGAGGACCACGGCCGUGCAGGACCUCAUGUCUGCAGACCUCCUGGAUGAAGUGAGGAACAUCCAGACCCACUAUGAGAAGCUGAAAGCAGACACCGUGCAGGUGAGCAGCCAGGCCACCAUGACCCUGCCAGACUUCCACCAGCGUCUGCAGACGUGCAUGUCCGAGUUCCUCACCUGGCAGGAGGAGACGUUCCCGUCCAAGACCCACAAGAACUCCAAAGACGAUGAAGACUCACCUGAGGAGGAGGAGGAGGAGGAGGAGGAGAAGGAGAAGGAGUCCUCCAGAAGAGCCAGACUGCUGUCCUCCAUCAAGCAGAAGAGCUACAGCAGCUUCCAGAAGGCGCCGAGGUCCAGGAGACACCGGAACGCCGCGAUCCCGGACCAGCCCAGCUCCGGUUCCGAGCAGGUUCAGGGGGCAGCUACUUCCCAGAGCAAGAAAGCUCCUUCUCUGCGUGCCAGAACCUGGAUGAGCCUGGGGAAGGGGGAGAAGGACAGCAAGUCCCACCCCUGGCUCCUGAGCAUUCCCGAGCAGCUGAAGGAGAUGUCGAUGAAGAGGUUCCGCCGGACCACGCCGUUCCGGAUGUGA
Molecule: messenger RNA, 1104 nt
Organism: Oryzias melastigma (Indian medaka)
Lineage: Eukaryota; Metazoa; Chordata; Actinopteri; Beloniformes; Adrianichthyidae
Product: snRNA-activating protein complex subunit 1
Exons: 1
Coding region: 1-1104 (367 amino acids)
Biological process (GO): snRNA transcription by RNA polymerase II; snRNA transcription by RNA polymerase III
Cellular component (GO): snRNA-activating protein complex
Molecular function (GO): sequence-specific DNA binding
Source: RefSeq, a predicted model, not a curated record